Molecule: messenger RNA, 2553 nt
Organism: Erinaceus europaeus (western European hedgehog)
Lineage: Eukaryota; Metazoa; Chordata; Mammalia; Eulipotyphla; Erinaceidae
Gene: HTR1D
Product: 5-hydroxytryptamine receptor 1D
Exons: 1
Coding region: 749-1882 (377 amino acids)
Biological process (GO): regulation of locomotion; regulation of behavior; vasoconstriction
Cellular component (GO): dendrite; plasma membrane
Molecular function (GO): G protein-coupled serotonin receptor activity; neurotransmitter receptor activity
Source: RefSeq, a predicted model, not a curated record
CAUGUGCCCUCUCAAUGAACCCACAGUAAUCUAUCUGCCUGUUUGCCUUCUCCCAGCUCAUGCAUUCUUUGAGUCUUGGUAACUGGAAUGUUUUGUCUGUUCAGGCUCAAAAUGAUCAGUGGAUCCUCAUGAUGUAUCAAGAUGAACCUGGGAAAACCUUAAGCUGUUGACUAAGCUGCUUCUCUGAAUCAGCUGAUACUUCUUUUGUCUCAAGAUUUAGAGUUCCCGGGAGGCGCCAUUAAGUUAAGAAUUUUCUCAGAAUAGGAUGGGGAGAAGUCUUGAGGUUCUCAUCAAACACAUUUAUAUCUCAAGCUUUGGAAGGAAAUAAACUGCCAAAGGGAUGAAUCCCAGAGCAUUGCCUACACUGAUGUGGUACCCUGAUAAAUGCCUAACAAAUUCAGCAUGUGUCCACUGCGCUUGACUAUUUGCUCGGUAAAGUGCCAGUUCAUUGAGAUGUCUUGGGACUCAACUGAUUUAGGAAAGAGCUUAUUAGUCACCUCCAUAUCCUUUAGAUUAUUAAAUCUUUUUUAUUUUAUCAUUUUAUUGAAGAGUUAAUGGUUUAUAAUACAGCUGCUAACACACACAUUAGAUCGUUAAAUCUUGACAUCUUUUCACUGCGGUCUUUGUAUGGAAUACUCGCACCAGCAUGCAAGAGAAGGACAAGGAGCCUUGUUCCAUGGGCAGAACAACUGUGAAAGAAGGUGCUGUGUGUGGAAAGCUGCAAUAAAAAAAAAAAAAGUCACCUAGAAUGUCCCUGCCAAACCAGUCAGUGGAAGGCCUUCUCUUCGAGGCCUCCAACAGAUCCUGGAACACAGUGGCCACUUCAGAGACUUGGGAUCCAGGGACCCUCCAGGCCCUCCAGAUUUCUCUUGCUGUGGUCCUUUCCAUCAUCACACUGGCUACCGUCCUUUCUAAUGCCUUUGUACUUACCACCAUCUUUCUCACCAGGAAACUCCACACCCCAGCGAACUAUCUCAUUGGUUCCCUAGCCACAACUGAUCUCCUAGUUUCCAUCUUGGUCAUGCCCAUCAGCAUUGUAUAUACCACCACCCAAACCUGGAGCUUUGGCCAAAUCCUAUGUGACAUCUGGCUGUCGUCUGAUAUUACAUGCUGCACUGCCUCCAUCCUACAUCUCUGUGUCAUUGCUCUCGACAGGUACUGGGCCAUCACAGAUGCCUUGGAGUAUAGCAAACGCCGAACAGCAGGCCACGCGGCCGCCAUGAUUGCCAUAGUCUGGGCCAUCUCCAUCUGUAUCUCCAUCCCACCCCUCUUCUGGAGGCAAGCCAAAGCUCAUGAGGAGAUGUCAGACUGCCUGGUGAACACUUCUCAGAUCUCCUACACCAUCUACUCCACCUGUGGGGCCUUCUACAUCCCAUCUGUAUUGCUCAUUAUCCUCUAUGGCCGCAUCUACAUGGCCGCCCGGAACCGCAUCCUGAACCCACCCUCGCUCUAUGGGAAGCGUUUCACUACUGCCCACCUCGUCACAGGCUCCGCAGGGUCCUCGCUCUGCUCUCUCAACCCCAGCCUGCAUGAAGAGCAUUCUCACUCAGUUGGCUCACCUCUGUUUUUCAAUCAUGUGAAAAUCAAGCUAGCCGAUAGUGUCCUAGAACGCAAGAGGAUUUCUGCUGCUCGGGAGAGGAAAGCCACUAAAACCCUGGGGAUUAUCCUAGGGGCGUUUAUCAUCUGCUGGUUGCCCUUCUUUGUGACAUCUCUGGUCCUGCCCAUCUGCCGGGAUUCCUGUUGGAUCCCCCCAGCCCUUUUUUACUUUUUCACCUGGCUAGGCUAUUUAAACUCACUCAUCAACCCAAUCAUCUAUACUGUAUUUAAUGAAGAGUUUCGGCAAGCAUUUCAGAAAGUUGUCCAUUUUCCUAAAACCUCCUAGUCUUAUUUGGUUGUGACUGCUGUUCUCUUUGGAGUCCUGCAGUCCAAUUAGGAUUAUCUUUUUAUAUCUUUUCUGUGAUUUGGGUUAAUCCUGAUAACCUGGAUUUGAUUUGAGUUCUGACAUUAGAGUUGUUCGGCAUUUUCCUGUUGUCUUCAUGACUUCUGAGCCAUGGAAAGCUUGACUGCUGUGGGAAAGAGGAGAAGACUGAAGAUUUCACUAAGAAUGAUAUUUUAUUUAUUUAUUAUUUUUAAGAUUUACUAAUUUAUUGGGGGGGCAAAGGAAAAUAGCAUCAGUCUGGCACAUGUGAUACCAAGGAUUGAAUUUCGGACCUCAAGCUUGAGAAUCCAACACUUUAUCCACUGUACCAACACACGGACUGCUAGUAUGGUAUUUUCAUGAUUCAUCCAUGUGAAAGAAAUAUAACCCACAAGAUACCCCAUUGAUGCAAUUCAGGCAAGUAGAACCAGAUCCACUGCCCUGUACUCUCCCUCCUUCCUCAAUAUCUCUGCACCAUCUUAAUGUUUUGAAUUCAAAACCCACAAUCACCCACUCUCAAGUAGACUUACAGGAUUUUCAUGAAACUCUGAGUAAAACACUAUUCUGAUUUGUUUUUUUUUUUCUGAAUUACUUUUAAUCGUCUUUUCAUUAGCAAUCUUAAAGUGUUCAAUCUU